Messenger RNA from Xenia sp. Carnegie-2017, 4324 nucleotides. Its product is annotated as early endosome antigen 1-like. Gene Ontology annotation, cellular component: early endosome. The record is from RefSeq and is a predicted model, not a curated record. The coding region runs from base 254 to 4168 and encodes 1304 amino acids. Gene Ontology annotation, molecular function: 1-phosphatidylinositol binding; metal ion binding. Gene Ontology annotation, biological process: endocytosis. The transcript has 42 exons. NCBI's taxonomy places the organism in Eukaryota, Metazoa, Cnidaria, Anthozoa, Malacalcyonacea, Xeniidae.
CCUACGCUAGUUUGGAGAGAUUUCAAUCCACUCUCUAUCAGCCAAUGUUACCAGAACUAGGAUGCAAAUCUCCAAAUAAGAAAUUAUCUCUCAACAUUUUGACCUACCUUGUCGCUUGCUACAUGACACAUAACUGAUCAGCAAAAUCAACCCAGUUUCAGAUUGUUCUAUCACCUAUCAAGAUCGUCAUCUUCAUAUAUUCGGUAAAAGAAAUGAUAACAACCAAUGAGGCAUAAAAUUUACCACCUGAAAAAUGUUUAAAAGAUUUAGAAGAAAGGAAGAAUCACCGAAACAUGGAGAUCAGACCGAUGAUAAUGACGAGGAAAAUUCUGGUUUUAUAUGUCCUGUCUGUUACUGGGGCUUCCUCAGUGCAGAUGAUCUUCAAACACACUGGGAGAAACACUGUCAAACAAAUUUGUCAGAGAAAUCUCAGAACACUUCAGAAUUGAUAAAGAACGAAGAAGAUACACCAAAUGUAUGGAAAGAGCAGAAUGGUUCAUCCCAUAAAAGCAGCAAUUCUGAAGAGAUCUCAUUAUUGGAUGCGACAUUGAAAGAUUUAGAAGAAAAAUCAACUGAAGUUGUUGCUUUGCAACAAGAGAUAAAUGAUAUUAAUGCUGCAUUAAAAGAAGAGAAAUGGUACACCAGUGCCUUAAAACAAGAAGUGGAUAAACUAGAGUCUGAAAAACAAGAAAGACUUUUGGCUUAUCAAGACUUAGAGCAAGAAAAACAUCAAAUGCUGAUGGACAUUGAGAACAAACUAAAGAAGAUAGAGCAAGAAAAAAAUUCAGAAAUCAAUGUCUUGAAAGAAAAUCUGGUGAAUGCAUUGGAAGCAAAGUCUGGUAGCCAAGAAGAACAACUGUCAUUGGUUCAAAAAUCGUCAAAAAUAAACACAGAACUUGUAGAAAUUCAAUUGCAACUUAAAGAUACUGAGGAGAAAAGAAAAGUUUUGGAGAAAUUAUGUGAUGAAUUGAAAGUCGAGUUAGAGGAAAAACAUAAAUUCAUUUCUGAUCUUGAGAGUGAUAUAGCAAAUAGACCAACAGCUGAACACGUGUCAUCAUUACAAAAACAUGUUACAUCACUGGAAGCUCAGUUGAAGACGAUCAGAGAGGAGAAGGAUGCCGACAGAAUUGAACUGAAUGAAAAACUUCACAGUACUGCGGAAAGUAAUAAAAGAUUGGAAGCAAGAGUGAACGAACUGACAAUUGAAAAAACGUCAAAAGUUGAACAACUACAAAGUCUUCAAACGGCGAUUGAUGCUUCUACGGAUUAUCGUAAACAAGUUGAGGAAAGUCAGAAAGAAAAGCAUCAAAUGAUAUUAAACCUUCAACAUGAGUUAGAUCAAACUAUUGUUGCUGUGAAGGAAAAGGAACAGUUUGUUGAGUUUUUGCAGAAACAGCUCAAUGAAACAAAGCAAAAUUAUCAAGUCGAAUUAAAUGGAAAAGACGAAGCUAGGCAAGAAGUAAGACGUUUACAGAACACUCUCGAAGAGCAAGAUAGAUUGUCAGCAAUACGAGAGAUGAAAUUGAGUGAGUUGAUAAAAUCGCUAGAACAGGCUAAACUUGAUGUUGAAAGAAUGGAGGAGGAGAGAAACGAUCUUAUUGGAAAGAUUGAAGCUGGAGAGGGAAUUAAUACUGCAAUAAAUCAAUUGAAUCAAGAAAAGGAUCAGUUAGAAGAAAGGCUGAAGAACAAUGAAGCUUUACUAAAAUCUCAGAGUGAAGAAAAUUUGAGAAUCAUUGAAGAUCUUCACAAACGUACCAAUGAAUUAAUUGAGGAGGUGGAACGUUACAAACAAGAUCAGAGCAAAAUGAGUGUUCACUUGAAAGAAAAAAAUGAUGAAAUAGAGAAUCUAAGUCAUACCUUAAAUGAAGUGAAAUCACAACUACAGAUAAAGACCGAACUUAUUGCUGCUCUUGAAACAUCAAAAAUAACGGAAAGGAAAGUUCUUGAAGAGGAACGAAUGCUAGUUGAAGAAAGAUUGCAGCAAAAGAUUGAUGAACAUUCGUCCUCAAUGAACGAAAAUCAUUUAAUUAAUGAAGAAUUGAGCUCAUUGAAAAAUGAAAACACGAAUUUAAAAUCACAAGUAAUUUCGCUGAAAUCUCAAGUGGAUGGAAACAACGAACAAUACGAGAAACUUAAAACAGAAUUGUUAGACAAGGAGAAUAGUAUUUUGAGAAUAGAGAAUGAAAAACAGAAAUUGAUAUGGAGUCAUGAAACAUUGCUGUGCGAGAAAAAUAAUGAAAUUGUUAAACUAAAGGAACAGUUUGAUCAGUUGACAACGGAGCACGAAGUAAAAACAAAACAUCUGGAAGAAAGUAAAUCACAGCUUGUCAUGAAAAUGAAUGUACAGUUGGCGACAUUGAAAGAAAAAGAAGAUGAAUUGAAAACAUUGAAAGUUGAUAUAACGGCCCUUAUUAAAGAGAAAGGCACGCUCCAGGAAAGACUGGACACGAACAUAAAGUUGCUUGAUGAAAGAUCCUCAGAACUGAAGAAGAAGAAUGAAGAGUUUGAAAUUUCGAAGGAGUUGCUGGACAACGCUGAAAAGACCAAAGAGGAGUUAAAGAAUCAGAUUUCAGAAUUAAUGUCUAGUUUGAUGUCAGUGAAAGAAAAGUUGAACAUUUCCGAGACAAAAUUGCUAGAAAUGAAAACAGAAGUGGAGACUCACAAAGCUCAACUUGAUGAAGUUAAGCAAGAUAAAUGUAGCGUAGAGGAAGAAAGAAGAGGGGAAGCGAAGAUUCACAAAGAGGAAAUCGAAAAACAUCAAAAAGAAGCGAAAAAGUACCAUGAUAUAUUAGAAAAGAAGAACGAAGAAAUUGAUGAAUUACGUCGUGUAAUCGACCGAAAAGACGAACUGUUACAAGAGCAUCGACAAAAAAUUGAGGCACAAGAAGUAGCAAUGAAGAAGAUGUGUGAAAGUUGCAAGGAUUACGACAACAAAUUAUGUCGAUCACAAGAGCUGUUAAAUCAAGAGAAACAAAUUGUUGAAGAGAAAAAUAAAGAAAUCAUUGUAGCUAAACAGAUGAAUGAGGAACUUUUGACGAGGAUAUCAUUGGCUGAAGAAGAGAAAAAACUAUUGUCUGCCGAAGCUAAUGAAUCACAAGAAAAUUUGCGAAACGAGAUCAACAAUCUUUCUCAAGAAAAGCUUGAACUCGGAAAAAAAUUAUCAGAACAAAGUUUGCUGUUGGAAGAAACUCAGCUUGCCCAGGAGCUUCUUAUUCAAGACAAGGGGAAAAUGGAGGACGAUUUGCGACAGCAAGAAAACGAGUGGAAUGAAUUGAUAGCGAACAUGAAGGGUGAGAUCACAUUAUUACAAAGAGAAGUAGACGAUGAGAAAAGGAAAAGACUAAAGAUUGUCGAAGAAACAUCAGAGAAAGAAAAAGUGUUCAUUGAUCAAAAACUUCUUCUUCAAAAUCAGUUGGAGCAUCUACAAAUAAAUUUACAAAAGGUGAAAGAAGACUCUGAAGAGAAUAGAGAGGCGUCAAAGAGAGCUCAAGGAAUCCUAAAGACGGAGAUGGAUAAUCUAGAUGCGAAAUUGCAAAACGAAAAGAACAUAAACGAACAACUGACAACAAAAUUAGGUAAUACUGAAUCAAGACUGAACACGAAACUCGCGGCUGCCAAUGAGAAUCUUGUCUCGGCGAGAAAUGAAAUCGGCAAAUGUGAAGAAAAAAUUGUUGAGCUCGAAAAAGUUAUCAAGCAAAAGGAAACGCAACAAUUUGAUUUGAAAGGGGAGAUAGCAGUACUUGAGGCGACCAUCGAAAAUAAUCACGAUGAAAAACGCAGUUUACUUGAAAGAUGCAUAAGUGCUGAAGACAGUUGCAAAAAACAUCUUAAAACGAUCGAACAAUUGAAUAAAAACGUGGAUGAGUUGAACUCCGCCAUGAUUGAACUUGGACAGGAAAAUCAAAACCUUCAAGUUGAACAGAACAUUCGCAACAAUCGAAAAUGGGAGAAAGACAAUGACGUUGUGCAAUGUAAUGCCUGCGCUAAGAAAUUCUCAGUUAGCGUAAGAAAGCAUCACUGUCGAAAUUGUGGAGCAAUAUUUUGCAGUGAAUGUACUUCAAAAACGGCUACUGUUGCUGGAAGUAAAAAGCCUGCAAGAGUUUGUGAUUCUUGUUACAAUGACCUCAAUGUUCCGGUCAGGUCGUACUCCCUCACUUCUACUUCAUAACAUGGAGCAUUUACUGCAUAGGAAUGAAGUAAUGAUAGGUGAAACUGCUCUUAAUAACAUUUCUUGCCCAUCAUGUUCACGUAGAGUCUCGGAGACUGGAGACAUUUCACCAAUCGAUCCAUGUGAAAUUUUUUAGACUGUUUUAUAUAAUAAAAU